Fukomys damarensis (Damara mole-rat) is the source of this 3631-nucleotide messenger RNA. RefSeq names its product CD101 molecule (gene Cd101). The transcript is spliced from 9 exons. The coding region runs from base 30 to 3074 and encodes 1014 amino acids. The record is from RefSeq and is a predicted model, not a curated record. NCBI's taxonomy places the organism in Eukaryota, Metazoa, Chordata, Mammalia, Rodentia, Bathyergidae.
GCUUCCGGGAAAGGUCCGUACUGGUCCAAAUGGCACAUGCCCUAUUUGUGGCAUCUUUCUCUCUCCUUCUGACUAAGCUCAGCACUGGCCAGAGAGAAGUAACAGUUCAAAAAGGACCGCUGUAUAGAGCUGAAGGUUACCCUGUCAGCAUCGGCUGUAAUGUAACUGGCCAUCAGGGACCUUCUGAGCAGCAUUUCCAGUGGUCUGUUUACCUGCCGACAGCCCCGGACAGGGAAAUACAGAUCAUUAGCACCAAGGAUGCCGCCUUCUCUUAUGCAGUGUAUGCACAGCGUGUGCAGAGCAGGGACAUCUACCUACACAGAGCGCAGGGAAACUCAGUCUUUCUGCACAUCUCAAAGCUCCAGACAAAGGAUACUGGCGAGUAUGAGUGUCACACCUUGAACACGGAUGAAAAAUACUAUGGAAGUUACAGUGCGAAGACUAAUCUAACUGUUAUUCCAGAUACUCUCUCUGCCACCAUGCAAUGCCAGACUGUCAAUAAGCAGGAAGGAGAACCAUUAGAACUUACCUGUGAGGCAUCCAAAGCCACAGCUCACCAUACCCACCUCUCUGUCACCUGGUACCUGAUGCAGCCAGGAGAAAGUGGCCAACCCACUGCGAUCAUUUCUCUCUCCAAAGAUUUUAUGCUGACCCCUGGGCCUUCAUACACAGAGAGGUUUGCAGCUGGUGAUGUGCGGCUCGACAAGCUUGGGGUCACUACCUUCAGGCUGUCCAUAGGCAGGCUCCAGCCCUCAGACCAAGGUCAGCUGUUCUGUGAGGCAGCCGAAUGGAUUCAGGAUCCUGAUGAAACCUGGAUUUCCAUCACAAAAAAGCAGACAGAUCAAACAACUCUGAGAGUCCAGCCAGCAGUGAGAGACUUGCAAGUCAGAAUUACUGAUGAGAGCACUUCCGCUGAAGGGAAGCCUUUGGAGCUGGUUUGUCUGGUGACGGGCAGUGGCCAGGACCCACAGCUUCAGGUCGACUGGUUACUCAGUGGGAAUGAAAUAGCCCACUUUGAUGCUGGUGGAGUCCUGGAUCUGAAGAAGGAUUACAAAAACAGAGCAAGCCAAGGACAGCUCCAGUUUUCCAAGUUAAGCCCCACAGCUUUCUCCCUCAAGAUCUUCUCAACGGGCCCCGAGGAUGAAGGUGCCUACAGCUGUGCAGUAACCGAGGCGGUGAGAACUCCAAGAGGCUCCUGGCAGGUGCUGCAGAGAAAGCUGUCGCCCGUCAGCCAAGUGCACCUGAAGGAGCCAGCAGCAAGAAGUGUGGUCGUGUCCAGCCAGCAGCAAGCUGUGUGGGAAGGACAGCCACUCACCCUUCUCUGCCAGGCAGGGGGAACGGAGAGCCCUCUGUCCGUGAGCUGGUGGCGCACCCUGCAGGACCAGGCCACUCCCGUGCUCGUAGCUGGCAUAGGGCAGGAUGGCACUGUGCAGCUCGGUGCCUCCACUGGAGGCAACACAAGGCUGGACAAAGUGAACUGGGCCACCUUCCGGCUGGAGAUCACGUCUACCACAGUGACAGAGAGCGGUGUGUAUGAGUGCAGAGUGUCUGAGGGAACCCGGAAGCAGGCCGGACAGCUGCACUGGGCUCACAAUAUUUCGGUCACUGUGAAAUCUCUAAAGUCAAGUUUACAAGUUAGUCUGAUGAGCCGUCAGCCAAAGGUAAAGUUAACGGACACCUUUGACCUGUCCUGUAUAGUUGGGGACACCUACUCUGGCCUCGCGCUGCCCUUCACCGUGACCUGGCAGUUCCAGCCGGCCAAGUCUCCGGUCUUCCAUCAGCUACUUCAAAUCACCCAUAAUGGCACUAUUCAGUGGGGGGAUUUCCUCCCCCAGUUCCCCAAGAAGACAAAGGUUUCCCAGUCUUCAUAUCGUUCACAACUCCUAAUCCAUGACUCCACUAUGGAAGAAACAGGAAUGUAUCAGUGUAAAGUGGAAGUUUAUGACGGAAAUUCCCUACACACGAACAAUCCAGCCAGGGCAUCUGCCACCUCUCACCCACUGAAAAUAUCUGUCACUUUGCCAGAGAGCAAGCUAUGUGUGAAUGCAAGCAGCCAAGUCCAAGAGAUCUCCAUCAACUCCAACACAGUUAUAGAAUGUAGCAUCUUGUCCCAGCACACUAGAAACCUCCAGUUAGCCAUUGCUUGGUACUUUGCUCCUAUUUCCACUCAUACAUCUUGGCUGAAGAUCUUGGAAAUGGACCAGACCAAUGUUGUAAAAUAUGGGGCUGAAUUUCGCACCCCGCAGAGAAAACAAAAAUUUCACAUUGCAAAAGUUUCCCAAAACUUGUUUCGGCUCCAUAUUUUGAGUGUGGAAGACAGUGAUCAGGGAGAAUAUUACUGUGCUGUGGAGGAAUGGCUCCUGACUACAAAUGACACUUGGCAGAAACUUGGAGGAAAGAAGUCUGGGCAAACAAAAUUGCAACUCAAGCCCACAGGAAGUAAGGUACGGAUCUCCAGAGUGUACCGGACAGAAAAUGCCACUGAGCACGGAAAUGUGGACAUCCACUGCAGCCUUGAGGGCUCAGGGGCCCCGACCUCCCUGUACUCUGUGACAUGGUUCUGGAGAAGAGAAGAUGGCAGGCUUCACAUGCUGGCGCACCUACAGCACAAUGGCUUGCUGGAGUUUGGGGAUGAGGGGCGCAGGAGACACUUGCAAUGCUACCGUUCAUCUCCUACAGACUUUGUCCUGAAGCUGCAUAGGGUGGAGAAGGAGGAUGCUGGGAUGUACUGGUGCAGUGUGGCAGAGUGGCAGCUACAAGGCCACCCAAGCAAGUGGGUCAACCAAGCAUCAGAUGAGUCACAGUCGAUGGUGCUCACAGUGCUGUCUGCAGAGCCCACAUUUCAAGCAAGGAUCUGUUCCUCAGCACCUUUACUGUAUUUCCUAGUUGUCUGCCCCAUUGUCCUGUCUGGCCUUCUGCUGAUUCUCCUCCUCUGCUUAUACCAGAAGGCCAGGAAGUUGUCGAGGUGGAGUCUCAGCGCACAGAAAGAAAGGGCGCUCUGGGUGGGCAUGAAACAGGGUGGAGGCGGGACCCCAGGCAGACGAGAAGAUGAAGAGGCAGAUGAAUGCAGCUGAAUCCUGAGAGGCACCUGUGGCUGGAGUGCCGGGGGACUUUUGAACUGGACUGGCUGGAGCAUGAGAGAAUUCUCAUUCUGUCCUUUACUGUGUCUGUGGCUUCGGGCAUGUCACUUGAGGUUUACAGCGAACAUUUAGUGAGCAUUUAUGUGCUGCCCAGAGCUGUCACGUGUUUCUUUGUUCGCCCACCCAGGGUAGCCUUCAGGUGUGGACAGCAUCGUUGUUCUAGUGCCUCCUUCCCAUAGCACAGAGGAGCAAAUGCGCUCCCAAGGCAGAGCCCUGGGUGGGCCCUCUCCUCACUCCUCUUACAUCAUUGGUUCUCCUGAAAACACCGAUGGCCCAGUCACACUGGCUCCGGGUAUUCUUUUUGCUCUAGAUAAGAGACUUCUGAAGGAGUCUGAUGUCACCAAGGCAAAAGGAACUGGGAACAUGCUUGUUUACGUCAAUUCUGCCUCCCCAACCAGAAUGCGACUUCUUCCCAGGCAGAAAUCCAAUCAUCUUCCCCUAGCUCAUCUGCAAAUGCCGACUCGAUAGCUUAAGAGUAGAAGAAUCACAGU